Melanotaenia boesemani (Boeseman's rainbowfish) is the source of this 6872-nucleotide messenger RNA. Its product is annotated as dihydropyridine-sensitive L-type skeletal muscle calcium channel subunit alpha-1-like. Gene Ontology annotation, biological process: calcium ion import across plasma membrane. NCBI's taxonomy places the organism in Eukaryota, Metazoa, Chordata, Actinopteri, Atheriniformes, Melanotaeniidae. Gene Ontology annotation, molecular function: calcium ion binding; high voltage-gated calcium channel activity. Gene Ontology annotation, cellular component: membrane; voltage-gated calcium channel complex. The transcript has 33 exons. The record is from RefSeq and is a predicted model, not a curated record. The coding region runs from base 2535 to 6032 and encodes 1165 amino acids.
UGUUUUCCACUUAGUCUUCCUCUCUGUAGAAUGAUGGACUCCACAUAAUUUGGAAGUAAUCUUAUAACCCCUCCCAGACUGACACAAACAUAAAUACAGACCCUAAAGAUAUAUCAAUGUUUAGUUAUAGUUAUAGUUUAUUAUAGAAAUUCUCCCUGGGGUUGCCCCAUGACUAAUGGUUUUCAUUAAUAAUUUAAGCUGCUGCAGCUGCUUGAAAAUAUUGACAGAAAUUAAGCAGGUCUGAAGUAUGUAGUAAUAUUUGUUUAGGUCUUUUAAUUUUGGAUGAUAAACAUCUGUCCUGACUGCUUCUAUUAUGCGACUGUUGUGACUGGUGUAAUUCCCAACUGGUCCCCAACAACAUCUUUUUCAUCUGGAAUCAGUAAGAAAGUUUCCACACUGCUUCUGCAUCAUGACUUGGCUUUUGUUAGAUAAUUCAUAGCACUAUGUAAAAUUGUGAUUUUAGUCCUGAUGAAGACCAGAUGGUGCUAAUACAUAAACCACAGAAAUGAAUGGAUGGGCUUAAAACUGUCACUAGAUUUGUCUAAUUGACUUUGCACAUGUCAAACCACACCUCACAAUGUAGGCAUUCUUUAACCUCUUCUUGACAAAGUUUUUUUUUUCAGGCUCCUGUCUGAAAUGACAUACUCAAAAUGAAUUAUAUUUUCACAACUACAAGGGUCCCCCUUUUUGAGGAAGGGGACCACCACCCAGUCUGCCAGUCCAGUGGAACUGUCCAUGAUAUCCACGCAAUGCUGCAGAGGCGUGUCAACUGAGGCAGCCCUACAGCAGCAAGAGCCAUAAUGAACUUUGGGAGGACCUCAUCCACCAUGCUACUUAGGAGCUUUUUAACCCCCUCAGCGACCUCAGCCUGGGAGAUGGGAGAGCCCAUGCCAGGGUCUCCCAACUCUGUUUCCUAUCCCCACUGCUUCCCCCUCUUGAGCCAUCGGAUAGUAGACCAAAAUCUCCUCGAAGCCAUCUGGAAAUCAUUCUCCAUGGCCUCUCUAAACUCAUUCAAUGCCCGAGUUUUUGCCUCAGUGACUGCCAAAGCUGCAUUCUACUUAGCCUGCUGAUACCCAUAAGCUGCCUUCGGAGCCCCACAGGCCAAAAAGGCCUGAUAGGACUCCUUCUUCCUCUUGACGGCAUCCCACACUGCCAGUGUCCACCAACAGUUUUGGAGAUUUCCGCCGCAACAGGUACCAAUGAUCUUACAGCCACAGCUCCAGUUGGCCGCCUCAACAAUAGAGGUACAGAACACAGCAGACUCCGUACAUCUGAUGAUAUGACUACAAAGUCGAUCAUCAAACAGCAGCAUAGAGUGUCCUGGUGCCAAGUGCACAUGUGGACACUCUUAUGUCUGAACAUGGUGCUUGUUAUGGACAAUCCAUGACGAGCACAGAAGUCUAAUAACAAAACAAAUAGAUUCAAAUUGGGGCUCCAGCUCUCAUUGUCAUCACCCACGUGAGUCCCCCAGCAGAAAAAGGGAUUCACAGAUGGAGUGCUCUCCAACACCCUAUCCAAGGACUCCAAAAAGAGUGGGUACUCUGUGCUCAUGCACGAACAACAGUUCAAACAACAGUCAGGACCCGACUAUAUCUAGCCGUAAUGCUAAACCUUGCGCACCAGCUCAGACUUCUUCCCCGCCAGAGAGGUGACGUUCCACGUCCAUACAGCUUCCUUCUUCAGCGGAGCAUUAGACCGCCAGGGUCCCCGCCUUUGGCCUCUGCCCAGCUAACACUGCACCCAACCCUUAUGGCCCCUCGCACCGGUAGUGAGCCCACAGGAGGGGGUACCCAUUUCACCCUUUCAGACUGAUGGGGGUCCCAGUGACCCACGUCUGGGCAAGGGAAACCUGGAUCUAUUGAUUUUUUUAAUUGUAGGGGUCUGUUGAGCCAGUGCUUUGUCUGGUCCCUACCCUACAGACCUGUUUGCCAUGGGUGAUCGUACCAGGGGUAUAAAGGCCAGGCAACAUAGCUCCUAGGAUCUUUGGGAUGCAAAGAUCAGUUUUCAUUACAUUCCAACAUAACUGCUUGUUUGGUUAGGAUGCCAGUACUUGGUAGUCUUUUAGAUGAGUUUCUUCCUAUCAUUUUGGUAUGCUACAUGUUUGGAUUGUUGCCUUCUAGUGUGUGCAAACAUCUUCUGCACUAUAGUAUCUCAUGCUGCCUCCUGUACAGGGGGUCAAAUCAAGAAGUGGUUACCUAUAAAGGGGUUUCCACAGUGCCAUCCACUUAAAUCAGAAAAUCUGUGGCUAGACCUUUAAAAAGCAAUGCAUGCAGUAAGUGUUGCGUCAAAAUUGUCUCUCUAAAGGAGGACCCAGCAAGCUUUUCCUCGUUUAACUCUUUAUUUUUAGUAAACUGGCUCGUAAGUGGAAUCGCUGGUUACGUCGUAAAUGCAGAGGGUAUGUGAAGUCCAAGCUGUUCCACUGGUGGGUGAUCUUCCUCGUUUUCCUCAAUACCCUGGCAAUAGCAACGGAGCACCACAAGCAGACUGAAAGACUCACAAACUGGCAAGAUAGCGCCAAUAAGCUGCUGCUGUCUAUGUUUGCUCUGGAGAUGUUUAUGAAGAUGUACGCUCUGGGCUUACCUUCCUACUUCAUGCUUCUCUUCAAUCGCUUUGACUGCUUUGUGGUCUCCACCGGCGUCAUGGAGCUCAUCCUCGUCCGCAUGGGAGUCAUGUCAGUCAUGGGCAUCUCUGUACUACGUUGUAUCAGACUGCUGCGACUCCUCAAAGUCACCAGAUACUGGACAUCUCUCAGUAACCUGGUGGCUUCCCUCUUAAACUCGGUACGCUCCAUCGCCUGCUUGCUGCUGCUUCUUUUCCUUUUUAUCGUCAUUUUCUCCCUGCUGGGUAUGCAGGUGUUUGGGGGAAAGUUCAACUUUCCCAACCAGCCAAAACCCCGGAGCACCUUUGACAGCUUUCCUCAGGCUCUCAUCACCGUUUUCCAGAUCCUGACAGGUGAGGACUGGAAUGCUGUUAUGUAUGAUGGUAUAAUGGCUCAUGGGGGACCCACAAUGCCUGGAAUCCUUGUCAGCCUCUACUUCAUCAUCCUGUUUGUAUGUGGAAACUUUAUCCUUCUAAAUGUCUUCCUGGCCAUUGCUGUUGAUAAUUUGGCGGAGGCUGAGUCCUUGACUUUAGCCCAAAAGGAGAAAACUGAGGAAAAAAAACGCAAGAAGGCCCUCAGGGCCAACAUGUCUGACAAGGCCUCAGAAGAGAAAGCAAAUCUGGCAAAGAAGUUGGCUGAGCAAAGGGCCAAAGGAGUAGAGGGCAUUCCUACCACAGCUAAGCUGAAAAUUGAUGAGUUUGAAUCUAAUGUAAAUGAGAUCAAAGAUCCAUUCCCUCCAGCAGACUUUCCAGGUGAUGAUGAGGAGGAGGACCCUGACAUUCCAGAAAGUCCCAGACCUCGUCCGAUGGCAGAUCUACAGUUGAAGGAGGAAGCGGUGCCGAUGCCGGAAGCCAGCUCGUUUUUUAUUUUUGGACCUCAGAACAAGUUUCGGAAACUCUGCCAUCGAAUUAUUAAUGCAACGACUUUCACCAACAUCAUCCUUCUUUUCAUCCUGCUGUCGUCUGUUUCUUUAGCUGCUGAGGAUCCUAUUGACCCCAUGUCCUUCAGGAACCAGGUGUUGGCCUACGCUGAUAUCGUAUUCACUUCAGUUUUCACAGCAGAAAUUGUGCUGAAGAUGACAACAUAUGGUGCCAUUCUUCACAAAGGGUCCUUCUGUCGGAACUCAUUCAACAUCCUGGAUCUUCUGGUAGUCAGUGUAUCGCUUCUGUCCAUGGGCAUGGAGUCAAGUGCCAUCUCAGUGGUCAAGAUUCUCAGAGUUUUGAGAGUCCUCCGUCCUCUAAGAGCCAUCAACAGAGCCAAAGGACUCAAGCACGUCGUUCAGUGUGUGUUUGUUGCUGUCAAGACCAUUGGAAAUAUUGUACUGGUCACAGUGCUGCUGGAUUUCAUGUUUGCCUGCAUUGGAGUCCAACUUUUCAGAGGAAAGUUUUAUGCCUGCACGGACCCAGACAAGAUGACUGAGGAAACCUGCAAGGGCUGGUUUAUAAAGUUCCAGGAAGGAGCGCUUCAUGAGAUGGAAGUUCAUCAGAGGGUAUGGAUUAACUCUGAACUCAACUUUGACAACAUCCUCAAUGGCAUGCUGGCUCUUUUCACCAUCUCUACCUUUGAAGGAUGGCCAAAGAUUCUAUAUAAAGCUAUUGAUUCCAACAUGGAGGAUCAAGGCCCCGUGUACAACAACCGAGUGGCCAUCUCAGUCUUCUUCAUCAUCUAUCUCAUCCUCAUUGCCUUCUUCAUGAUGAAUAUAUUUGUGGGCUUCGUCAUUGUCACCUUCCAGGAACAAGGAGAACAGGAGUACAAGAACUGUGAGCUGGACAAGAAUCAGCGUCAGUGUGUGCAGUAUGCUCUGAAAGCCCGACCGCUGCGAUGCUACAUUCCCAAGAACCCUUAUCAGUAUCAGGUGUGGUACAUUGUCACUUCCUGCUACUUCGAGUACCUCAUGUUCCUCCUCAUCAUGCUCAACACCAUGUGUCUGGGAAUGCAGCAUUGCAACCAGUCGGACCACGUAACUCACCUGUCCGACAUGCUGAAUGUGAUCUUCACCGUGCUCUUUACUGUGGAGAUGAUCCUGAAACUCAUGGCCUUCAAAGCCAAGGGUUAUUUUGGAGACCCCUGGAACGUCUUUGACUUUGUCAUCGUCAUUGGAAGUGUUGUAGACGUGAUGCUGAGUGAAAUUGAUGCUGCUCUGGCUUCCUCUGGUGGACUUUACUGCUUCCACAACUGUGCUGAAGUGGAUCCGAUGCAAGCAAUCGCAUCUUCUGAGAACAUGAGCGUGUCCAUCACCUUCUUCAGACUCUUUCGUGUCAUGCGUCUGGUGAAACUUCUGAAUCGCUCUGAGGGGAUUCGUAACCUUCUGUGGACCUUCAUUAAGGCCCUUCAGGCUCUUCCAUAUGUGGCUCUGCUCAUUCUCAUGCUGUUCUUUAUAUACGCAGUGGUGGGAAUGCAGAUAUUUGGUAAAAUUGCUCUAGUCGAUGGCACGUUCAUCAACAGAAACAACAACUUUCAGACCUUCCCACAGGCUGUGCUGCUCUUAUUCAGAUGUGCUACAGGGGAAGCGUGGCAUGAAGUGAUGCUGGCGUGUAUGUAUGGGAAGAAGUGUGAUCCCAAAUCAGACUUCCUGCCUGGGGAAGAGUACACCUGUGGAUCCAACUUCGCCAUCAUCUACUUCAUGAGCUUUUACAUGCUGUGUGCUUUUCUGAUCAUAAACCUGUUUGUGGCUGUCAUCAUGGAUAACUUUGACUACCUGACACGUGACUGGUCCAUCCUUGGCCCCCAGCACUUAGAUGAGUUCAAGAAAAUCUGGGCAGAAUAUGACCCCGAGGCCACAGGGCGUAUCAAGCACCUUGAUGUGGUGACACUCCUCCGGAGAAUUCCUCCUCCUUUGGGUUUUGGCAAGUUCUGUCCUCAUCGUAUUGCUUGCAAGCGGUUGGUGUCCAUGAACAUGCCUCUCAACAGCGAUGGAACAGUCACCUUCAAUGCUACCCUGUUUGCCCUGGUUCGAACAGCACUGAAAAUAAAGACAGAAGGUAACUUUGAAAAAGCCAACGAGGAGCUGAGAGGAAUCAUUAAGAAGAUCUGGAAACGCACCAGUAUGAAGCUUCUGGAUCAGGUGAUCCCACCUAUUGGAGAUGACGAGGUCACCGUAGGAAAGUUCUAUGCAACUUUCCUAAUCCAAGAAUAUUUCCGGAAAUUGAAGAAGAGGCAGGAAGAGUAUUACGGCUACCGUCCCACUAAGAAAAGUGCCACCAAUGAGAUCCAGGCUGGACUGAGGAACAUUGUGGAAGAAAUUCCUGUAGAGCUGCACAGAGCGAUUUCUGGAGACCUGCUGGCUGAAGAUGACACCGAGGCCAUCUUGAGGAGGGAAGGGAGUCUCUUUGGGAACCACUCCAACCCGUUUGUGGCAGAGACAGAUUCAGCCAACACCAGCCAGCGUCCUCUGCAGAUGGCUGAAGGUGUCAUGAACAACAGCCAGUGUUAAUGGUAGCUUCGAGGACUGGCUGUGAGAUGACUUCAAACAGUAACCUGUGAUGUUAUCAGGAUGGAGAUGAAAGGAUGGACUGUGAUGAAAGAGGCUGUGAAGGUCACCAAACACUAACCGUCCACCGUGGAGUCAAGAGCUGUCAUGAUGUAUCAGCCUGUUUACUUUCUCAGUCUGAGUCCUCUUCCUGUUCAGUCCACUUCUCUUUAUAAAGUUUGAAAGUGAUUUAACUGAAACAGUUAAAGAUACAUAAAUAAAUAAAUGUGUCAACAGGCCCUCCAUACAUGGCUCAUUUGUCGGAGCUAGCUUAUAUAGCCAUCCAUCCGCCAUGCUUUCACCAGGAAUCUACAUUUCUGCAUUUCCUGUGACACCUGCACUCUGUCACUUUGCAGCUCAGUCAUGGACCCCAACACAGCCUCAUCUCUCUCCACUUCAAAACAUACUGAGACCUCCUCUGCCUCCACCUCUAGCCUGUCUGUCUCCUGCAGUCAGCUGAACAAACAAGUGGAGAAACUGAACCAGAACAAAGCUGCAGGUCCAGAUGGUGUCAGUCCCAGGUUUUGAAAACCUGCUCAGAACAACUAUGUUGGAUUCUUCAUCACCUUUUCAACACCAGCCUGAGUUAGAAAAGAGUUCCUGUGCUGUGGAAAACAUCCUGCCUUCUUCCAGUACCUAAAUGAUCCAACCAUCUGAACCAGAUUACUACAGACCAGUUUACCUAACCCAACGCCUCACAUCAUGAAAGUCCUUCAGAGCGUGUUAAGAGGCUUACCUCAAUAAGCAGGUGAAUGCCUUUCAGGAUCCAUUACAGUUUGCUUAUCAUAGGGGAGUCUGGAUUUC